CGAAGAAGAAGAAGAAGACCAAAAAUGCAGGACAUAUUCGGAUCAGUCCGGCGAUCACUCGUGUUCCGUCCUCCGCCGGCGGACAACAGCGAAGAGUCUUCUCCAGUCCCGACCUUGGUCGACAAGAUCAAUUCCUGCAUUCGCAAAUCCAGAGUCUUCUCCAAACCCUCUCCGCCGCCGCCACCGCAACCGCCUUCUUCGAUUCCCAAGGACGCUGCUCCGCUGAUCCGAUGGCGCAAAGGCGAAUUGAUCGGUUGCGGCGCCUUCGGACGCGUCUAUAUGGGCAUGAAUCUCGAUUCCGGAGAGCUUCUUGCUGUUAAACAGGUUUUGAUCGCGGCAAACAGUGCUUCGAAGGAGAAGGCACAGGCUCAUAUCAAGGAGCUUGAGGAAGAAGUUAAGCUUCUGAAAACUUUGUCUCAUCAGAACAUUGUUAGAUAUCUGGGUACAGUGAGGGAGGAAGAUAACUUAAAUAUUCUCUUGGAGUUUGUACCUGGCGGAUCAAUAUCAUCACUCUUGGGGAAAUUUGGGCCUUUCCCAGAAGCUGUUAUAAGGACAUAUACAAAACAAUUGUUACUGGGAUUGGAGUAUCUGCAUAAACAUGGUAUUAUGCACAGGGAUAUUAAGGGAGCUAACAUUCUUGUCGAUAAUAAAGGAUGCAUUAAACUUGCAGAUUUUGGUGCGUCUAAACAAGUUGCUGAGCUGGCAACAAUUUCAGGGGCCAAGUCUAUGAAGGGCACUCCAUAUUGGAUGGCUCCUGAGGUCGUUCUCCAGACUGGUCAUAGUUUCUCCGCUGAUAUAUGGAGUGUCGGAUGUACUGUAAUUGAGAUGGCCACCGGAAAACCUCCAUGGAGCCAACAGUUCCAAGAGGUCGCUGCUCUUUUCCAUAUAGGGACUACAAAGUCUCAUCCUCCAAUUCCAGAGCAUCUUUCUGCUGAUGCUAAGGAUUUUCUGUUGAAAUGUUUGCAAAAGGAACCAAAUCUCAGGCUUGAUGCAUCUGGGUUGCUUCAGCAUCCCUUUGUAACUGGUAAAAACAUGGAAUCUCAAACUCUUUUUCGUACUCCUGAAACGGAAAAUUUUGAUUCUCCAUCUCCAUCAUAUCCCAAAAGCCUGGAAACCUUUAAAACGUCAACUUGCUCCGACACAACUGAUAUCUGUAACUUGGGUAGUCUGCACUGCUCAAUUGUGUCUCCUAGGAAGUUGUUAGAAAGAAGUAAUUGGAAAGGUAACGGCAGUGAUGAUGACAUGUGUCAGAUUGAUGACAAAGAUGAUAUUACUGCGAGUGAAGUGAAGCUCAAUUCUUCUUUGAUUUCUGACGAGUUUAAGAGUUUUAACCCCAUAAGUGAGCCCAAUGAUGACUGGGAGUGCAAAUUUGAUGGAAGUCCAGAACAACAAUACAAACAAAUAAAUUUGGAAACUGAUCAACAAAUUCAUUUGACUGCCAGUUGCUCUGGAACUUUUAGUGAUGGAGAUAAAAACUUUUCAUUUCCCUGCGGACCAUCGCUUUCUGAGGAUGACGAUGAACUUACCGAGUCAAAAAUUAAAGCUUUCUUGGAUGAGAAGGCUUUAGAAUUGAAGAAACUGCAAACGCCCUUAUAUGAGGAGUUCUACAACAGCUUGAAUGCAGCUGCCUCUCCUAGUUAUGUGGACAGCACAGGUGACGAAGCUAGUCCAAGGUACUUGAAAUUACCUCCCAAAAGCAGAUCACCCUCUCGGGGUCCCAUCGGUAACACUUCUCCAGCAGUUGAUGUUCUUAGUACCGGAAGCCCGGGGAGUAAUGGUAGGCGUGUAUCAAAUAUUUGUACUACAAGCAAUCGUGCUUUAAAGGACACCCCAUCACCUCCACGUAAUGAUUGGAAAGGGCUUUUAGUUGAUGCUCAGCAGGAGCCAAGUAGUCCAAGCUUUUCUGAGAGACAGAGAAAGUGGAAAGAAGAGCUUGACCAAGAGCUUGAGAGGAAGCGAGAGAUGAUGCGCCAAGCAGGUGUGGGAGGAAAGACAUCAUCACCUAAAGAUCGAGCCUUAAGUAAGCAGAGAGAGCGAACAAGGUUUGCGUCUCCUGGCAGCUGAGUAUUGCCCUAUCUAAGAGUGUUCUUUCUGGCAUUCUGGGAGGUAUACUUUCCAUGGAGUUCAUCACUCAAGCUGCAGUUUUCCAGCUCGACUUAAAAACAGCAGCAAUUCAACGUCUCAUUCAAUUCAAUUCCUCAUUGUUCGUCUGAAAAAAGGUCCUUGUACGUCCAAGGAUAAUCUAUCAGAAGUGUGAAAGCAUGUUAUAGAUUUACUUGAGUUUGUUUAGGUGGUUUUGAGAUGGGGGAGGGUACAUAUUUCUCAAGUUUGUACUCAGUGCAUAAAAGUUGUAAAUUUUAUGUAGAAUAAUAUGUGAUUAGAAAAAUACUACGAAAUUU
This is a messenger RNA of Morus notabilis, 2399 nucleotides long. Its product is annotated as mitogen-activated protein kinase kinase kinase ANP1. The record is from RefSeq and is a predicted model, not a curated record. Gene Ontology annotation, biological process: protein phosphorylation. Gene Ontology annotation, molecular function: protein kinase activity; ATP binding. NCBI's taxonomy places the organism in Eukaryota, Viridiplantae, Streptophyta, Magnoliopsida, Rosales, Moraceae. Bases 25 to 2064 code for a protein of 679 amino acids. The transcript has 17 exons.